Molecule: messenger RNA, 1363 nt
Organism: Caenorhabditis auriculariae
Lineage: Eukaryota; Metazoa; Nematoda; Chromadorea; Rhabditida; Rhabditidae
Source: the annotation of a GenBank genome assembly
AUGUUUAACACUUCACGUUUAGUUGUUCUUCUUUCCGUCGCAUCCUUGGCUUUUGCUCAAGAUGCUUUCGAUCGUGGGUUUUCAUUAUUUGAUAGCUUCUGUAUCGUUUCACCAUAAACUUGGGCUCAAAUUGAAGAUAAUGAUGGAAACCUAAGUGUAGAUUUUCUGGUUGAUGUACGUGUAAGCGUACAAAAAAAGCUUCCCCAAAAAUUUCGACCGAAAUAUGGUUUUCCGCUACUGCGCCGCCAGUUCUCCUUGUAGCCGUUCCAGCACAAACGAUCAAAAAAUCGACAUUGAUAUAGCCUGUCCAUGUUGCGAUCUGGCCUAAGUAAAUAGUUUACCAAGAAGAAUUCAAAAAACGCUUCAAGUUCUACAGUACAACCAGGCCACGUCUAGCGCAAACUCUCAGGCUGUUACAAUACGAAAAAAAAGAAUUUUCGUUGGUACAUAAACUGGGAUACUGUCAGAGACAAAAAUUGCCUUUUUAUGGGGCGCAUUUCUUUUCUAAUUACACUUCCUGUUUUAUUCUUCUUGGCUUUUGGCCAAGAUGGUUUCGAUGGUAGGUCCAUUUAGUCAUCUUAUGAAAAGUUGCCGUAGAAGUUCAUUAUUCCCAUUAAGUUAGCAUCAAAAGCUGCCCCUUCCUAAGUUCCUUCUGAAAUUUCUUAUGACCCGAUGAAGGAUGGUAGGUCCAUUUAGUCAUCUUAUGAAAAGUGAAGGAUAACAAGAUAACAGAAGAGCAGUAGUGAAAAGACGGAGAAGAAUACGAACUUCAUAGAAAAACAAUCUUCCAGAAACUUCCCGCCAGUUGCUAAUGGACUCGGGUUUUUCUGAAAACGCUGUCGUCUCCAUCAUCAUGAUUGCAGCUCAGCAUGAAGUUCAAGUUCUCAAGAAGCAUUUGUUUUUAUAUUCAGCAUUUUAGAACGCACUGAAAGCCCUGCAAACCAACCCAGCCAAUGACGUUAAAGGCAUAAACUCGCUCAAAGACGACGUCAAUAAAUUCCUACUGACGGCUUCGGAAUAUGAUCAAGAAGCUUGGAAGGUUUUCGAAGCCAAGAUGAUAAGAAAAUACGUCGAUGGCUACAAAAAAGCCAUGAGGGGAGCUGGUGUUUCCAGAUCGGCGAUUGAAGAUAUCAUCAAAAUCGGAGAGCAACAUGAGGUCUUCAGAAGUUUUUCUGAUUUUAGUUGAUUUUUAAAAAUGCAGGUCGAGCUGAAAGCCGCUUCAAAUGACCCAGAAGCCUUGGAAGCUAGUUUAGAAGCUCUGAAGGCUGACAUCGAGGCCUACAUCGCCACGGCUUCUUCAGCUGAUCAGGCUGCUUGGAAAGGCUACCAACAAAACAUUCAGGCCAAAAAGGCGCUUAACUAA